UUGGGAAAAGACGAACAAUGUUGAUUUCCGCCAUUGUAAAAUGAGGUGUAGUAGUGCUCGGUAAAAAUAAAAACACAUUAUUAUUGCCUUUAGGCAUGAGGACAUAAGUUUUUGUGAAUAUUGAAAGUGUUAAAUAAAAAAUAAAAUGGAGGACGAAUACAUGGACUCUCAGGACUCUGGUAUGAACGAUUCGGCGAAUCGCUCUGGUGAUGGAAAUGAUUCUAUAAAUGAUGCGUCGAAGGAUUUCACUGAUCUAACCGGAUACGAUGACAAUUAUGACGAUGAAGAUGGUGGGAACAGUUUCCGAGGCGGCCGCGGUGGACGCGGGAAUUUCAGCAGAGGUCGCGGUCGGGGACCUCCCCCCGCCUGGAUGAACGGACCACCCCCUAUGCGUUUCCGAGGCAGGGGCUACGGACCUGGAGGGCCCCCAAUGCGAGGCAGAGGUUUCUUCCGCGGCCGAGGCGGGCCUCGUUUCGGUCCCAAUAACGGGCCGAACUUCGACAGCAGCUGGGGCCCGAUGGGCCCGCCGCCACCUGGUAUGAUGGGUGGACCGCCGCCUUUUGGACCCCCACCGGGUAUGAUGCCGCCAGGUGGUCCGAUGGGCCCCCCACCCAAUAUGAUGGGCCAGCCUCCCCCGUUUGGACCGAAUGGGAUGCCACCACCUACUAUACCUGCGCCGGAAGUGUGGGUGGAGACCAAGUCUGACGCGGGGCAGUCCUACUACUACCACUCCAGGACCCGUGAGACCACCUGGACGCGGCCCCAGGAGAGCCCCUCGUGCAAGGUCAUCACACAGUCAGAUAUGGAGAGCAUGGCUGCAGCGAGUCAAAUGCCCCCCGGCAGCAUGGGCGGUCAGUCCAUGGGCAUGAACGGGCCGAUGGGAGGUCCCCCGAUGGGGGGCCCGCCCAUGGGGAUGAUGCCCAACGGCAUGAUGGGUAUGAUGCCGCCGGGCGUGGGGCCCCAGGGCCCCGCGCCGGGCUCCAUGCCCCCAUUCAUGAACCAGCCGCCUCCGUGGGUUAAAGAGCAAAUGCAGCAAUCCAAGGCAUUGGAGAUCGAAGACAGCCCCCAGGACGACGACUCCCCGCCGGGCGUGCCGUCGCCGACGUCGCAGCCAGUGUCGACGGCCUCCAUUCAGGCCGCGGCGCAGUCGUUUGCGCAAGCGCACGGUGCGCCUGCGCAAGGUCAGCACGCUAUGGUGCCACCAGUUUCUAUGUCUGGAUCUGGUACUGGCGGUCCAGGCGCUUCUGGGGCCGUCGGGAGCUCGGGCACGGAUGCCAGCAUGGGCGGUCCGCCCGGGCUAGGGUUCGGUCCCCCGGGGGGACCGCCGGGUCUCGGGAUGGGGCCCGGGAGCGCGUCGGUCGGAGGGGCGUGGGGCCAGUGGGGAUGGGCACCGCCGAAUUUAGCAGCUGCCCUGCCUGAAGGAGCGGACAGCCAGGGGUCCACUCAGCAGCAGGGAGCUCCGCUGGCCGCCAGCGAAGCGCCCGCCUGCGAUCAACUGAAGAAGAGCGAAAUCAAAAUCCCGCCGGAGAUUUCGGCGAAGGCCGCGGAGUGGACAAGCCACCGCGCGCCCGACGGCCGGCCAUACUACUACCACUCGGCGUCCCGACAUAGUGUGUGGGAGAAGCCGAUACCGAUCAAGGCCCUGGAAGACCUGCAGGCCAAGAUUGCGGCCGAGAAAGGCGAGUCGUUCGACAAGAUGGAUCUCAUUGACCCCGAGGAUGUCAUAGACGUGGACGCGCACGCGGAUGCGGUCGCGGCGGCCGAGGCGGCGGCGGAGGAGCGCGAGCGCGAACGGCUCGAGCGCGAGCGCCAGGAGAAAGAGAAGGCGGAGAAGGAAAAGGCGGAGAAGGAGAAAGCGGAGAAGGAGAAGGCAGAUAAGGAGAAGGCGAAGACUGACAAGAGCCGGCCCGUGUCCAGCACGCCGAUAUCCGGGACGCCGUGGUGCGUGGUGUGGACGGGCGACGGGCGCGUGUUCUUCUACAACCCGACCGCGCGUCUGUCCGUGUGGGAGCGGCCCGCGCAAUUGGCCGGCCGGGCCGACGUGGACCAGGCCGUCUCGCAACCGCCGCACGGCAAGGACGCCGCGCGGAAGGAGCCGGCGACCGCGCCCUCGAAGAACGCCAACGGUGAGCUCAAACGGAAUGCGGCAUCAGACACCUCAGAUUCCGAGCCCGAACCCGUUAAGAAACCAAAACCGGAGGAGACGCCGCGCAAGAAGCCCGCCCAGGUCAUCGACAUCGGCAAGGAGGCGGCCAUGGAGGCGGAGUCGCGCGCGGCCCGCGAGCGCGCCGUCGUGCCCUUCGAGCAGCGCGUGCGAGCCUUCCUCGAGAUGCUGCACGAGUCCGACGUGUCGGCCUUCUCGCCCUGGGAGAAAGAGCUGCACAAGAUCGUGUUCGACAGCCGCUACCUGCUGCUCGACUCCAAGGAGCGCAAGCAGGUGUUCGACAAGUACGUCCGCGAGCGCGCCGAAGAGGAGAGGAAAGAGAAGAAGAACCGACUCUUGCAGAAGAAGAUGCAGUUCAGAGCACUGAUGGAGGAAGCGAAACUGCAUUCAAAGUCGUCAUUCACCGAUUUCUCCAGCAAGUUCGGGCGGGACGAGCGUUUCAAGAGCAUCGAAAAGAUGCGCGACAGAGAGACUUACUUCAACGAGUACAUCGUGGAAGUAAGGAAGAAGGAUAAAGAGGAAAAGGACCGGAAGCGGGAACAGGCGAAAUCGGACUUCAUAGCACUCCUCAAAGACAAGGCAAUAGACCGUCAUUCUCGGUGGGUUGACACGAAAAAGAAAAUCGACUCUGACGCUCGGUACAAGGCUGUGGAGAGCAGCACGCUGCGGGAAGACUACUUCAGGGAAUACUGCAAGAUGGUUAAAGACGAGAGGAAGAAGGAAAAAGACGGCAAGGAGAAGGAACGCGACCGGGGGAGCAAAAAGGAAAAGAAAGACAAGGACCGGGAGAAGGAGAAGGACAAAGACAAGGACAAGGAGAAGGAGAAGGAGCGCGACAAGGACAGCAAGAAAGACAAGAAGAAGGAGAAACCCGGUGACAAGCUACCUGAUCAGCCAGCCGAAGUCGAAAAGAAACAGCCCACGCCACCUCCAGAUCAAUGGGCGGAGAUUCUUGGCAUACCAGGGGAGGAUGAAUCGAAGGAUUCCAAGUCAACGAAAUCCUGCACCAAGAGGGAGGGGUCCUCUGAGGAAGCCAGCGAGGCGAAAUCGCCUUCACCGGAGAAAGACAUGCGCUCACCGAAACAGUUGAGAUCCUCGAAAAAGGAACCCGCCGCCGAAAAGAAGUCCCCAAUAAAAUCCCCGCCCAAAAAACGCCGCAACGAUUUCAAAUCCCCCGAGCCCGAGCCAGAGAAGAAGGGGAAGAAGAAGGUGGAGAAAGUUGAGAAGGUGGAGAAGGCCGAGAAGACGGAGAAGAGGAAACGGAAGAAGUCCGAGAAGGAAUAGUGUUUACUUAACGUUUUCUGCAAACGCUGAUUCCAGGAGCGAUGCAGGUUACUGUUUAACCGGGACAAUUAAGUGUUUUUUGUGUAUGCUUGAAGUGGUUUUACAAUUUCUUUUGUCCUUAUACGAUUGAUUUAUGUACGCAUGCGGAGGGUAGUUGGAUAUUUAUUGCGAUAACGGCACACAUUUCUGGGUGAUGUUUUUAUAUUCGAUCCUCUACAUACAUGUAAAUAUUUUUCUUGAUCGCACAUCCCUCCUCGUCCGUAAAAAUUUAUAUUUAUUAAUUAGGCAGUUGAUAAUCAUACAAAAAAAAUAUUGUGUGUGCGUACUCAUGUACGCACGUACACGUAAGCACGUAAAAAGUUAUACUUCUCUGGCGUUUAAUAAAAAAUUUGAGUAGCACAAAUAAAUUUGGACAGAGUUAAAAAAUUUAUGUCGGAUGUUUAAAGAUACUCUCGCUAUUAAAUUAACGGAGGUACCUUUCCAACCUUAGCAGACGUCCAAUCCUGGCUGGUUGGAUAUCUUUAACUGAUACUUUAAGACUUUACUGAGAAUCAAAACAAAUAAAACAAAGACCAUUUCAAUAAAUUAACAGCAACAUCAAACAUGAUAAUCAGUUAAAUAGAAGUGGUAAUUAAUAAACAAACCAAGUUAACAAUCGAGAGAUGUUGGC
Pararge aegeria (speckled wood butterfly) is the source of this 4118-nucleotide messenger RNA. RefSeq names its product transcription elongation regulator 1. Lineage: Eukaryota; Metazoa; Arthropoda; Insecta; Lepidoptera; Nymphalidae. Gene Ontology annotation, cellular component: nucleus. Bases 146 to 3448 code for a protein of 1100 amino acids. The transcript has 19 exons. The record is from RefSeq and is a predicted model, not a curated record. Gene Ontology annotation, molecular function: RNA polymerase binding; transcription coregulator activity.